UUACAGGAUUUUAGUGGGACAUAAUGGGAAGAAUAUCAGUCUCCUUGUUGGGAUUUUUGUUUUUAGCAUUAUGUUUGAGGGCAUCCAUGGCAGAAGGCACAGGAUAUGUGAAAUACAAAGACCCAAAACAACGGCUUGGUGCUAGGAUGAAGAAUCUCAUGAACCAAAUGACUCUUGAAGAAAAGAUUGGCCAGAUGGUCCAAAUUGAAAGGCUCAAUGCCACUGCCGAUGUCAUGAAGAAUUACUUUAUUGGGAGUGUUUUAAGUGGUGGAGGGAGUGUGCCUGCUCCAGAGGCUUCUCCACAGCAAUGGGUUGAUAUGGUGAAUGAAUUUCAGAAAGGUGCUCUUGCCACCCGUCUUGGAAUCCCUAUGAUAUAUGGAAUUGAUGCUGUUCAUGGCCACAACAAUGUUUACAAGGCAACCAUUUUCCCACAUAAUGUGGGCCUUGGAGUCACCAGGGAUCCUAAUCUUGUAAAAAGGAUUGGUGCAACAACUGCACUUGAAGUUCGAGCCACUGGAAUCCCAUACGCUUUCGCUCCAUGUAUUGCGGUUUGCAGAGAUCCAAGGUGGGGUCGGUGCUAUGAGAGCUAUAGCGAGGACCCCAAGAUUGUUCGGAUGAUGACAGAGAUCAUCCCAGGUUUGCAAGGGGAUAUUCCUCCGACAUUUAAAAAGGGAAAACCUUAUAUUGGUGGAAAGCAAAAGGUGGCAGGUUGCGCAAAGCAUUAUGUUGGUGAUGGAGGAACGGUGAAUGGCAUAAAUGAAAACAACACCAUAGUUAGCCAGCAUGGUCUGUACAGCAUCCACAUGCCUGCAUACUAUGACUCAAUCAUCAAGGGUGUUGCUACCGUUAUGGCUUCCUACUCCAGUUUGAAUGGACUCAAGAUGCAUGCUAACCGUCAGAUGCUCACUGGCUUUCUCAAAGACACCCUCAAGUUCAAGGGUUUCGUCAUCUCAGACUGGCAAGGAAUUGAUAGGAUUACCUAUCCAGAACAUGCAAACUACACUUACUCUAUUCAAACUUCAAUUCUAGCUGGUGUUGACAUGGUGAUGGUUCCUUAUGAUUACCCUGAAUUUAUCAAUGAACUGACCAAUCUGGUUAAGAAGGAAGUCAUUCCAAUGAGCCGCAUAAAUGAUGCAGUAAAGAGGAUCUUGCGAGUCAAGUUUUCUUUGGGUCUCUUCGAGAACCCCCUGGCUGAUUACAGUCUAGUUGAUAAAGUUGGAUGCAAGGAGCAUAGAGAACUGGCUAGGGAAGCUGUGAGGAAAUCACUUGUGUUGUUGAAAAAUGGCAAAUCUGAAUCUGCUGGGCCUCUGUUGCCACUGGCUAAGAAAGUGCCUAAGAUUCUUGUUGCUGGGAGCCAUGCAGACAACUUGGGCUAUCAAUGUGGUGGAUGGACGAUCGAAUGGCAGGGACUCGGCGGCAACAACCUCACUGCCGGAACCACCAUCCUCAAUGCCAUCAAAGCCACUGUUGACACAAGCACCCAGGUGGUCUUCAAUGAGAACCCUGACCCUGCCUUUGUCAGCUCCAAUGGCUUCUCCUAUGCCAUUGUUGUAGUAGGGGAGCAACCAUAUGCAGAGACAAAAGGUGAUAAUUUGAAUCUCACUCUCCCUGAGCCUGGCCCAAGCACAAUCAACAAUGUCUGCGGGGCUGUCAAGUGUGUUGUAGUCGUCAUCUCCGGCCGUCCGCUCGUGAUUGAACCAUAUCUUGCAUCAGUGGAUGCUCUUGUGGCUGCAUGGCUCCCAGGUAGCGAAGGUCAAGGUGUAGCUGAUGUUCUUUUCGGCGACUAUGGAUUUACCGGCAAGCUUGCUCGAACCUGGCUUAAACGAGUUGAUCAGCUCCCCAUGAAUGUUGGGGAUCAACAUUAUGACCCACUUUUCCCAUUUGGAUUUGGCCUUACAACUAAUCCUUUGAGGCAAAGCUGA
Molecule: messenger RNA, 1922 nt
Organism: Corylus avellana
Lineage: Eukaryota; Viridiplantae; Streptophyta; Magnoliopsida; Fagales; Betulaceae
Source: RefSeq, a predicted model, not a curated record